This is a messenger RNA of Aedes albopictus (Asian tiger mosquito), 923 nucleotides long. RefSeq names its product chymotrypsin-2-like. Bases 50 to 871 code for a protein of 273 amino acids. The record is from RefSeq and is a predicted model, not a curated record. Gene Ontology annotation, molecular function: serine-type endopeptidase activity. NCBI's taxonomy places the organism in Eukaryota, Metazoa, Arthropoda, Insecta, Diptera, Culicidae. Gene Ontology annotation, biological process: proteolysis. The transcript is spliced from 2 exons.
UAUAGGUCCGGGAUGUUAUCAGCUUCGAUAAAUAAUUUCGGUAUAAAAGAUGUUAACCCAAACCAGUAGACCAGAUUCAGUAGAUUUAGUUGCACAAGUCAUGUUCCGUUUGAGCCUGCUGUUCGUGCUUCUCGGCGCCAUCGCUGUCUUCGGAGGCACUCUUUCCCCGGAGUUCCUCGAAUGGGAAGGUCGUAUUGUCGGAGGUCAAAAUGCUGCUUCCGGACAGUUCCCGUACCAGGUUUCUCUACGCUCAUCGGCAAAUCAUCAUUUCUGUGGUGCUUCGAUCAUCAACAACCGUUGGGUCUUGUCGGCCGCUCACUGUACCGUUGGACGCACCCUGGCCAAUACCCGUGUCGUCGUAGGAACUCAUCUGUUGAACAGCGGAGGAUUCUCCCACGCCUCGUCCCGCAUCGUAAAUCAUGGAUCAUACAACGCAAACACCUUGGCAAACGACGUUUCGUUGGUGCAGACGGCUUCGGUCAUCGGCUUCAACAGCUUGGCUCAGCCUAUUGGAUUGGGUGCCACUAACAUCGUCACUGCCAGUGGAGCUCUAGUUUCUGGAUGGGGUCGGCUGGGAUCUACUGCUGGCGUUCCGAACAACCUGCAGUGGCUGAGCACCAGCAUUAUCUCCCUGGCGGACUGUCGUGCCCGUCACACGGUCGCCAACCGUGCCAGCGUCUUCGAUAACACCAUUUGUACGCUGAGCCCGACGGGCCAGGGUACGUGCAUGGGUGAUUCUGGUGGCCCAUUGGUCCAUGGAGGACUCCAACAGGGAAUUGUUUCGUGGGGUAUACCUUGCGCUCAAGGUUUUCCCGAUGUGUUCGCUCGCGUUUCUUCGCACCGCACCUGGAUUCUGAACAACGCCGUCUGAGAAUUUUAGACCAGGAUUAUCCACUGAAUACAACAGUUUAUUAUUGACAUGA